Molecule: messenger RNA, 1870 nt
Organism: Lactuca saligna
Lineage: Eukaryota; Viridiplantae; Streptophyta; Magnoliopsida; Asterales; Asteraceae
Source: the annotation of a GenBank genome assembly
GUUACAUCAGGGUGAAUAGUGGGGUUCAACAUUGGGCUACGCUCGGGACUGAAUUCGGCUCUAAACACAUUUAUGGACCUCUAGUACUAAUGGCUAUAAAUAAUGGUGGAAAAGGACGAAAGAAAACCAGUACUGAAAAGCGAAAUGGCACCAUCCAACUCCACCAUAAUGUUUCUUUCAUAUUGUUUUCUCUUGGUUUUUAUAGUUGCAGGAAAACGAAGUGCGAUAGAGAGAAGCGAAGCCAAAGCAGAUGCCAUAGCCCACCACUAUCAAACAGUCAAAUUAAGCUCUUUCUUAUCAUCUUCUAUUUGUAGACCAUCCACUAAACGUGACAAGAAAUAUGGAUCAUUAAAAGUGGUUCACAAACACGGACCAUGUUCCAAGUUCAGUAAAAACAUUAUAAAACCCAUAACCAUGGAAGAAAUAUUGACCCACGACCAGUCCAGAUUUGACGCAAUCAAAUCAAGGUUGACAACCACCACCACCACUCGAAAAAAAGAUAUCAAAACCUCCAUGGCAACCAUGCCUGCAACAUCCGGCAACCUAUUCAAUUCCGGCAACUACAUAGUAACAAUUGGAAUGGGCACCCCAAAGAAAGAUCUUUCACUCAUUAUGGACACAGGAAGCGAUUUAACAUGGACACAAUGCCAACCAUGCUCAGGCUCCUGUUAUAGCCAACAAGAUCCCAUGUUUUCACCCUCCUUAUCAACUACCUAUUCCAACAUCUCUUGCACAUCAACGGAGUGCUCAUUACUUCCUUCAGCCACUGGAAACCUUCCCGGUUGUAGGUCGUUAACAUGUGUCUAUGGUAUUCAAUAUGGAGAUGGGUCCUACUCAGUUGGAGAGUUUGCAAAAGAGAAACUUACAUUGAGUAAAAACGAGGAAUUUGAUAAUUUCAUGUUUGGAUGUGGCCAAACCAAUGAAGGAGACUAUGGAACAGCUACAGGGCUGCUUGGACUCGGUAGUGGCAAACUUUCAAUUGUGUCACAAACUGCUAAUAAAUACGGGAAAGUCUUCUCUUAUUGUCUUCCAUCAACAGAUAGCGGUAGUGGUUACCUAACAUUUGGAAAAAGUGGAAUUUCUAGAAAUGUUAAGUACACACCGUUGUUAACCUCUCUAGGGAGUAGUACUUUCUUUAAUGUUAAGUUGGUUUCUAUGACGAUUGGUAAUACAAGAAUAGCAAUGAGAUCGAGUAUGAUCAUGGACUCAGGAACUGUUAUCACAAGGCUCCCUCCUAAGGCGUACUUGGCUCUUAGAAACACGUUUCGAGCAGAAAUGACGCGAUACCCAUUGACUAAACCAUUGUCGAUACUUGAUACGUGUUAUGAUUUAAGUAACCAUACGGAUGUUAGGAUGCCAACGAUAAGCAUGGGUUUUGGUCAGAAUGUAAACGUGGGUAUUCAACCUCAAGGGGCGCUUAUUGCAACUAGUCGUGAGAAAAUGUGCUUGGCUUUUACUGGGAAUGACGAUGAUUCUGAACCUAGUAUAUAUGGGAAUGUUCAACAAAUGACAACGCAGAUUGUGUAUGAUAUGGCUGAAGGAAAACUAGGAUUUUCUCCUCAAGGAUGUGAGUGAACACAAGUUAUGAAAAACAUACAAGGAUGCAUUGUUAUGAAGGCUUUACAUAUACUAUUAUAUUAAUAUUGUUGGAAUAAGGCCUCUGUCAAUCUGUAACUUUAUAAAUGAUAAAAGUACACAAGAAUUAUAAAGUACUAGUUAAUCAGUAACAUUGAAAUUGUUAAUUUUCAUUAUACGCUAAUUGUAUAUGCCUCUUGAUCAAUCGGUUUGUUGUCAUUUGGAUUGCGGGAUCGGUUUGUUGUAAUUUAGAUUGCGGAUAUGAAAAAUACCCUUUGUUUAAGGAAUUGUGUAU